AUGAUAAUGCAAUGCAAACCUGGCCCAAUCUUUAUUCUUAUUCGUCCAAUAUUAUAACAAAUUAUGGUUAUCUAUUAAAGUGAAGAGUUAAAGAAACAAUGUAGCUAACAUCAUAUUUUGCACCACCUUUGAAUUUUAAGAAAAUGGUUAGAAACUAUGGUUUCCUUGUCUGCCUUGUUGUUAUUGUCAUGGAUGUUGUUGCUGGCAUACUUGGAAUUCAAGCAGAAAUAGCUCAAAACAAGGUGAAGGAUUUGAAGAUGUGGGUGCUUGAGUGUAGAGACCCAAGCUAUGAAUCUUUCAAGCUAGGACUCGGUGCUUCCAUUCUCUUGGCCUUGGCUCAUGCAACUGCUCACUUGCUUGGGGGGUGCAUUUGCAUAAAGUCCAAAGAAGAAUACAAAAGAGCCACAUCCAAUAGGCAAUUAGCAAUGACUUUCCUCGUUUUCUCAUGGAUAGUAUUAGGAGUUGCAUUCUCCAUGCUAAUCAUAGGCACAUUAGCCAACUCAAGAUCAAGAGAAUCGUGUGGAAUAUCAAAUCAUCGUUUUUUAUCCAUUGGAGGGAUUUUAUGUUUCAUUCACGGAUUGUUUACGGUUGCCUAUUAUGUUUCGGCAACGGCCACAAAAAGAGAAGAAUACAAGUGACGGAAUUCUUUAUAAUUUGGUGCGUAAUUGUAUUAUUAUUUUUUUAAAACAAUUUACUACAUGUCACUAGAUUUGGUGAGCGACCGAAGUAAUAUGCUAGAGUUCCUAUGUUUGAUUCUCAAUUUCAUUGUAAAUGAAAAAAAUUACUACAAAAUAUUUAUUCAUUUAACGAGAUGGAUG
Trifolium pratense (red clover) is the source of this 818-nucleotide messenger RNA. RefSeq lists its product as uncharacterized. Bases 144 to 638 code for a protein of 164 amino acids. The transcript has 3 exons. The record is from RefSeq and is a predicted model, not a curated record. Lineage: Eukaryota; Viridiplantae; Streptophyta; Magnoliopsida; Fabales; Fabaceae.